CUUGCGCUUUCCGUGUUUCCCUUCUGCAGGCUCAUCAUUGAUUGUAUUACAUCAGCGAAAAGAGCUCUUUGGUCCCUCGUCGAACCUUCUAAGUCUUCUAACUUCUAAGUCUUCCAAGUCUUCUGCUCCGUAAGUCCUCUCGGCCAGAUCCUUAUGUCUGCGUGCUUUUCCACGUCCAUCUCUGUCUCCAAUUCCACUCCCGAUCACAUCCCGUCGGUCUCCUUUUCCUCAGCCAUAUAAGGAUCCCGCGCGCUCUUAUUCUCCCCCUUUUCUCACGCGCGCCGUCUCUCUCCGCAAGCCAAGCCGAAGAACCUCUUCGCGUUCCCCCAGUCCCAGGUCCGUGUGUGUGCAGCCGCAACCAUGUCCUACAUCGAUCCAUCUGUCAGUCGGCGCGGGAAGCCCUCACUGCUGUCGAGAACUGUCACCUACAUCCAGCUGAUGUACUACCGUUACGAGGUCACCUUCUCGCCAUAUGUCAUGUCGCACGGGGAGAAGAUUGUCAUGAACACCAUUGUGGUCACCCUGCUGUCGCUCCUCCUGCUCGGCAUUGUGUCCUAUCUGCCCCAGCUGUUGACGAGAGCUUCUCUGAGGCUCUUCUGGCUUUACACGGGUGCCGACGAUCAGCUGCUGGUGGGCAGUAUCCCCUCGACGGGGAGAGAGAUGGGGCCGGAGUUUGGUCAUUGACGGUAAUUAUUCUUGUUCUUUCUCUCGUUCCAGCCCCCUAACUCGCUCAACUUGACGAUCGCCUCGAAAGCUCCGACCCCAUGAAAAUAAUAACUCGGCAUUCACACCCACGCCUAACAUCACCUCCCGGGACCUCGAUCGCUCACUGUCGCGGUCCUCGAGAGCAAAGUUCAUUUCUGCCAUGGUCGCCGAACUCGAGCUGAUGUUAUUUCCAGUAGUACUCCGCUGCCUUGUAUGCCUCUACGAUCCCGAGCUGUCCCAAGAAACCAAUCCUCA
Messenger RNA from Amorphotheca resinae ATCC 22711, 960 nucleotides. RefSeq lists its product as hypothetical. Lineage: Eukaryota; Fungi; Ascomycota; Leotiomycetes; Helotiales; Amorphothecaceae. The transcript has a single exon. The coding region runs from base 361 to 684 and encodes 107 amino acids. The record is from RefSeq and is a predicted model, not a curated record.